Messenger RNA from Paramisgurnus dabryanus, 2449 nucleotides. RefSeq names its product GA binding protein transcription factor subunit beta 1 (gene gabpb1). NCBI's taxonomy places the organism in Eukaryota, Metazoa, Chordata, Actinopteri, Cypriniformes, Cobitidae. Gene Ontology annotation, molecular function: transcription cis-regulatory region binding; protein binding. The record is from RefSeq and is a predicted model, not a curated record. Gene Ontology annotation, biological process: positive regulation of transcription by RNA polymerase II. Gene Ontology annotation, cellular component: nucleus.
CUCUUUAGCUAUUAAUACUGCUGUAAAUCUGAAUUAUGAUGGUAUUUUGUUGGAAACGUUUAACAUUCUUCUUUAAUCGUAUUCCUGUUAUUAUGAUAAGAUUAUGCAUGAUUAUUCAUUACUGUGUUGAAUACAUCUUGAUUAUCAUUAAUCUAUGAUGGUUUCAUGGGUCAGGACUACUAGGGAUGCACCGAUAGGAGUUUUAUGGGCCGAUACCGAUUUAAACAGACAACUUCUGGCCGAUGCCAAUAUUAAACACUUGUAUACAAUACUAUACAGUUGAUCUAUUAACUAGUUUAUUUCUGCAUCAAAUUAUUUUUUACUGAACAUGGAUUGGAUCUAAUUAACAUUCAACUGACCAACAUAAUAAGAGAGGCACAAAUUAAGCUAAAGCAAUUAUAAUAAGACAGCAUGACAACCUUCAAAGGUGGUUUUUGAUAUUCAGCAUUUAUUUUAUUAACAACAUUAACUCAUUUUUUUUUUUUUUUUUUUUUACAUAUAAUGGAUUUCUUUAUGCAGUUAAUUAAUAAACAAUCUGUAUCGGACUUUCUCGUGCUAUUGCCGAUAUGCCGAUGGUUUCAAAUUCAUCAAAAAUCGGCCGAUAAAUAUCAGCGUCCGAUACAUCGGUGCAUCACUAGUCAGGACUUGUAUCCACAACUCUAGGGGUUAGAGCAUUUUUAUUUUAUGGUGACACACGGGUGUCAGUAAAGGCUGGUUGAGGAUGAUGAUGAGGACCGGCUGAUGAAGAAUACUGAUGUAACCUGAGAGAUAAGAGUGGAGGAUGGGAUCACUAAGACAAGUAUCGCCAUAAGGGUCGGCCCGGUAUCUGUAAAUUUCAGAAGAUGUCUCUGGUGGAUUUGGGAAAGAAGCUCUUGGAAGCAGCUCGUGCCGGUCAGGACGACGAGGUCCGGAUACUGAUGGCCAAUGGAGCGCCCUUCACUACUGACUGGCUGGGGACGUCUCCUUUACACCUGUCGGCGCAAUUCGGUCACUUCUCCACCACAGAGGUUCUGCUGCGGGCCGGGGUCAGCAGAGAUGCCCGCACCAAAGUGGACCGAACGCCCCUGCACAUGGCUGCGUCCGAAGGUCACGCUAGCAUCGUGGAGCUGCUGCUGAAGCACGGCGCUGAUGUGAACGCUAAGGACAUGCUGCAGAUGAGCGCUCUGCACUGGGCCGUGGAGCACAGCCACAGAGACGUGGCAGAGAUUCUGCUGCGCUUCGGUGCCGACGUCCACGCGCAGAGUAAAUUCUGUAAGAACGCGCUGGACAUCGCCCUGGACAAAGGCUGUCAUGAGCUCACUGAAAUCCUUCAGGUGGCCAUGAGGAACCAGAUCAACACGAACCCCGACACGAAUCCAGACUCGCUGACCGUUCACACGGCCACGCCGCAGUUCAUCAUCGGUCCCGGAGGCGUGGUCAACCUGGCCGGACUUGUCUCACCUGGAAACGCCAGCAGAUCCGCAGUCGUAGCCGCAGAGGAGUUGAUAACGGCGGACACGGUAGAUGGGGCCAUUCGACAGGUCGUAAGCUCUGGAGGUCAGCAGGUCAUUACCAUAGUAACAGAUGGAAUUCAGCUGGCCAACCUGCAGACUGGUACAGGCAUCAGCCAGCCCAUAAUAGUUACCAUGCCCGAUGGGCAGCAGGUAUUAACGGUGUCGGACACCGAGGUCGCGGAGGAAACGGUCAUCAGCGAUGAGCCGAUUAUUAAACGGCAGCGCGUGAAGGAAGAAGAAGACAAUGAGAUGUCCGAGGCACAUGACGUCCAAAUUCAGCAAACCAUCUCGCUGGACGACUUUCAGGAGAAAGUGUCUUUGCUAAAGCAGCUGGAAGAGGCGAAUCGUGAAGCUCAGAGAUACAGACAGCAGUUCCUGAAGAAAGAGCAAGAGGCUGAAGUUUACAGACAGAAACUGGAGGCCAUAACACGACAGAGUGCAAAGAAAGCACUGUGACACACACACACACACACACACACACACUUAUACAGACACACACUUAUACAGACGCACACACACACACACACACACACACACACACACACACACACACACACACACACACACAGAGACUCACUGUCUGUCAUGUUACACUAAACAUCAACUUUAUAUUUGUUUAUAUUUGUGUUCUGAUCAUUUGUGUGUCAUUUCAAGGAAUUUUACAGUUGUGGUUUUCAAGUCUGUGAAUUGUGUGUGUAUUUUUUAUAAUCAGUAUAAUGUUGUUAUACUGUAAAGUAUGAGUUCAGUCUCUACAUAAUGUUUUGAACAUCUGGUCACUUCAUCUACAGAUGAUUUUAUUGUGUAAAACUCAAUAUUUCUGAUCUGAUGUUUAAAGACGCUUGACUUUAACUCUGCUUUGUUUGCUAGAAAGACAAAAUUGUUGGAUUUAUUUUCAGAAGGAACAGACAUGAAUUGACACGUGAUCAUGGGCAAAUAAAAUGAUUAAUGAUCUGUUA